AUGCUCACGCAAUCGAUUUCAAAUUCCUACCACAUGGACAGCUGGCUGACCGCCAUCACCACCACCAGUGCAUUCAGAUACCUCCGCGGAAAGUUCAAGAUAGGGACACCUUUGACAGCAAAGACAGUUGCUUGGAUGCUGAAUGAAAAGUAUACCGAUCGAACAUGCGCGCCAGAUCUGGGAUUCUCGUACCCAGUAUACUUCAAUGCGAAUGCGAUGGACAUGUACCCCGCACGCCGUCCAAGUACAACCGCGUACGUGCAGGCCAAGCGUAUCGCACCCCCCUCAACCCCUCACAAUCAAACCUCCGAUGAAGAGACAGUGCACGAGAAUCCGAGGCGCCGAGAUCUGCAGCGACGGGGGGGAAGGCAGCAAUCGGUCGGCGCUGCUACCGAGAGCUCAGCUCUUGAACGGGGAAACGCGAAGGCUCAAUAG
Bipolaris victoriae FI3 is the source of this 435-nucleotide messenger RNA. RefSeq lists its product as hypothetical. The transcript has 2 exons. Bases 1 to 435 code for a protein of 144 amino acids. Lineage: Eukaryota; Fungi; Ascomycota; Dothideomycetes; Pleosporales; Pleosporaceae. The record is from RefSeq and is a predicted model, not a curated record.